Molecule: messenger RNA, 3529 nt
Organism: Paramecium pentaurelia
Lineage: Eukaryota; Ciliophora; Oligohymenophorea; Peniculida; Parameciidae
Source: the annotation of a GenBank genome assembly
AUGUACCUUAUUUUGUUCUCUUUUGCUUAUAUUGUGUAUUCAUUAACUUAUGUACUCAACAAAGAUGAGAUAAAAGUAUGCAUCACAUAUAAAUAAAUAGGUUUUGGAGAAUUAUGCUAAUGGGAUCGAAAAAUAUGAUAAAUAGAAAGAAAAGCUAUCAAUAUAGAGUGUUGGUUUACUUGCUAAUGAUGAGUAGGUGAUUGAAAUUACAAGUUUAUUUGUUCCUUUUGACAAUUAAUAGAGAGUAGAUAUAUUAACCAAAAAAGUAGAGAAUAUUUACACAGUAUAUACUUUAUAUUAUUUUAAAUCAGUAAAAUACAUAAUUAAUUUUAGUAUAGUACAGAGCUUAAAUUUGAAAAGGUGUAAUUGGAAGGUGUAGAAAGAUGUGCAUCAUUAACUUAUUUAAAUAAUUAAUUUGUUGUUGAUUGCUCAAUUACAUCAAUUCUUUUUGUUUUGUAGAAUGGAACUUAGAUCUCAUAUAAAAAUAAUAAUAAUAUUCAAUUCACUCAAAUUUUAGAAUUUUAUGAUGGAUUAUUAGGAUUAUCUCCAGGAUAUUUAAACUUUUUUGAUGAAUAAUUAUAAUUGGAAAGAUAGACAUAAGCCAAUUAUAUUUAAGUAUUAAAGGAUGAAAAAAAUAUAUAUUUAUUAAAUGAACUAUAAGUGAUCUAAUAUUCAUAAGAUGGAAGUGUAAUUGAAUAUAAUCAUAAAUGCUAAAAUAAGCCAGAAUUUAUGACAGUAUUAGAUGAUAUAUUUUACAUUCAAUGUGGAACUUUAAGGAAAGUUCGUAAAAAUGAGAUUGAAGUACUUUAAUUAAAAGUAUAGCAAAUUUUUGCAACUAAUAGAUAUAUCAUUUUAAAUAACAACAGCAUUUAUAAUAAAGAUUUAGAUUCCCGUUUUUAUUUAUCAAAUGGAAAUUUAUUUAGAAUUAAUUAUGAUGAUGAUAUAAUUUAGAUAGUUAAUAAUUAAAUACAGAUUGGUUCCAUUAAAGGAUAUUAUUUAAUUUAAUCAGAUGAGAUAUCCUAAUUCACAUUAUCUUAAAAUUUAUUUUAUGUUGUUGAUAAGGGAUUAUAAGCUUUGAAUUUUGGAGAAUCUGAGUUUUAUGGAAAUAAAUUCUAAGUAGUAAAUUAUGUUUCUGGACCUAAUGUAUAGAUAAAAGAGCAAGGAAUUCUAGAAUAGCCACUCUAAUUAGACAUAGAGAAAGAGAUUACAAAUAAAUAAUUGUUAGGAUUAAUUAAUUAUUUGGAUGAAUCAAUAUUCUUGAUCUAUUUAUAAGAUUCUAAGUUAUUCACUUAAAAAUGUUUAAUUGAUUAUUUGAAAUUUAAGUGUCAAAAGGAAGUACUCUUAUAAUCAAAUGUUCCAUCAGAUAUAAAAAAUAUAUAAGGUUCUGUAAUAGGAAUUCAAAUGAUAAUUGCUUAUCAAUCUUAAGAAACUUUAUAUAUUUAUUUAGAUAACAAAUUACUAGAUACAAAAAAUAAAGUCAAUACUUUUUAAUUGUAGUAAAAUAUUAUCAUUAUUCUUAAUGAAAAUGAAGUAACUAUAAAUUAUAUAAUUGAUAAAUAAAUUCAUUAAGAAAGUUAAAUUAAUUUUACUUGUAUUAUGGUUGCUCUGUAUUCUAAUGAAAUUGCAUUGGUUGAUGAAAAAAAUAAUCUUUUAAUAAUUAGUAAUUCUAAUAAUGGAUGGUAUUAUUCAUUUUCAUAAUCAUUUCAAGAUAUAAUAUUAAAAAUAAAUUAUGUUAAUUCUCAAUUGAUUGUAUCAACUGAGAAAUAAGCAUUUAUUUAUGAAAAUAGAAUAUUAAGAGGAAAAUUAGAUUUAGAUAUAAUUAAAGCUGUAAAUUAUUAAUAAUCUUAAACUCAUUUAUACAUUUAUAAUAAAACUAAAAUAUAUUAAUAUUAAAUCUUCUCAGAACUUUCCUUAUCAAGUUGGCAAUAAUAAAUAAUAGAUUAUUAAAUUUAAUAAAGAUUUUUAGUAUUGACAUUUUAAGAGCAUGAAUUAUUACUUGUAGAUAAUAAAUUAUAUGUUUAUAAAUCAAUUUUAGAAUUUAUACCUAAUACUAUUGUAGAAAGAGAUGUUUAUUCUAGAUUCACUUAUGCUGAUGUCAUUUUUAGUAAUUAUUAAAAUAAACCUAUUACUGUGAAAGUCAAAAUAAUUGGUGAUAUUUUGAAAUUAUAGUCUUUAUAAUACAAUGAAUCAGAUUAUUAAAUCAAUAAUGGUUUAUUAUAAAUUGACUAAGGUUUAUUAUUUGAUGGACCAAUCUCAAGUAUUGGCACAGAUUUAGAUAAUUAAAUUGAAAUCAUUCAGAGAGUAAGUAUGUAUGAAUAAUAACCUAAUUGGAUCAAUAAAGAGUUGAAUGAUCUAAUUUAUAUUGGAAAUAACUUAAGAGUUAUUUAUUAGAAUUCCUCUUUAUUUUUAUGUUCAGAGAGUAAAUGUUAAUCAAUUUUAAAUAAUACUUAAGAUUGUAUUACAUUAGAGUAAGAUCAAUUAUAAUUUUAUUUGGUUUGUAAAAAGUUUAUUUAUUCUGGUUUGAAAUAAAAACCAGAAUCAAUAAAUAAUAUAGACUUUACACCAUUAUCUAAUGAAUUAAUUAAUAUAAAAUUUGAUUAAGGUACGAAAAUAGGAAUAAUAAAUAGAUAAGGAAUUGAAACAUAAUUUUCCCUAUAUAUUAAUUAUCAAUUAAAAGAAAAAAUAGUUAUUAAUGAAUUAUAGGAUUUCUAAUUUAAUGAUUCAAAUAUAAUAUUAUUAACAUCAACUAAGGUGAUUUUGGUUGAUAGUUAAUUAAAAGAAAUACAUUCAUAUGAAUUAUUAGAUGAUUUGAUCAAGACAGAAUAGAACUUUGCAUUAAAAUUAGUAAAAUUUACAAAAAUAUGUUAAUAUAAAGAAAAUUAAUAUAUAAUUUCAAGUUAAUAUGGUCCAAUAUAUUUAAUAUAUUUAAAUAAAGAAUAUUCAGAGUUAGUCUUACAAUUUACAAAUAUUCAUAAUUCAAUUCCUAUUGAUACUUAUUUAAUUGAAAAAGAUGUUUUAAUAUGCGUUUAUAAAAAUGAGAAUGAUUAAUAUUAUGUUGUUUUUUAUGAUUUUGAGGAUAAAUCAAAAUCAUCUUUAAUAAUUCCAUAUUUUAAUGUGAUUGAAUUGGGAUCUUCAUUUUCAAAAUUCCAUUACACUAGAUAGUAUAAUAAUAAUUCAAUUAUUUUGAUUGAUAGAAAUGAUACAAAGUCAAUCUUUGUUAUUAAUGAUUAUGUAAAAUAAUAUAAAAUUUGUUUAGCUCUAAAUAAAAAGUGUUUCAUCAAAUAAAUAUCUCCAAUAAUUAAUUGCAUAUGAUUUAAAUUUCUAAUAAACAAAAAUUAAUUUAAAAAUAGAUUUUACAGAAACUGAUUAAACUACUGAAAAUUGGAUAAUAGCUAUUUAUAUUUUAUGUGGUAUAUUAGGAAUUUUAGUUUUGUUAAUUUCAUUUCGAUAUAUAAGAAGAUAUUGUUUGACAAGACAUCUUCAAUUUGAAGAAGAGAAACCAUCAGAAUUUUAAAGUUAAUAUAUUUGA